Messenger RNA from Sesamum indicum (sesame), 3213 nucleotides. RefSeq names its product katanin p80 WD40 repeat-containing subunit B1 homolog KTN80.4. Gene Ontology annotation, molecular function: microtubule binding. The record is from RefSeq and is a predicted model, not a curated record. Lineage: Eukaryota; Viridiplantae; Streptophyta; Magnoliopsida; Lamiales; Pedaliaceae. Gene Ontology annotation, biological process: microtubule severing; microtubule depolymerization. Gene Ontology annotation, cellular component: katanin complex.
CUAAAUCGUUUUGGAUCCACCGUUCAAACUUCAAAUCCCCAAACCAAAAAAUUUCACCAACACUCCCUCACAGCACCAAAUUUCAAAAUUUGACUGCGAAACUCUGAAAGGGAUCUUUGGUUUUGAAGCUGUGAAGUUGCAAUCCUAAGUAAUUGCGAAGCUGGGAUCUGGAAAAGAACCCCUCUUCUUCCUCCUCCACCCCUCUCUCUCAUCCAGCGCAACGCAUACAUUUUUUGAAAAUUUAUUGCAGGGAGGUGCAUUGGUGUAUCUGUGAUAACCCUUUUGCAGAUAGCCCUCCAAGUGUUUGUUUUGUUCUAUCCUGCUUCUAAAAUUGCCGUUAUUAAUUCAGAUUUUUGACCCUAGUGAAAUGGAAGAGUGAUUAGGAACUGUUUCAGUCAUUUCGUCGAACAUGGCGUGACCGAUGCAGAUUAUGAGGCAUUUGAGAGGAAUGUGAAUGUUGGCUGGAUGUUUUUGCUUGGGAUCUGUCGCACUGUCUCCAAUUUUUGCCGCUGAGCUGGAGGUUGUGCUAGGGUUUUUGGGCAUUUUGAUUUUUGCUCUCGGAGUUCUGAAAUGACGACCACCACCAAACGUGCUUAUAAGCUACAGGAAUUUGUAGCUCAUUCUUUAAGUGUGAACUGCCUAAAGAUUGGGAGGAAAUCAUCAAGGGUACUUGUGACUGGAGGAGAAGAUCAUAAGGUCAAUCUCUGGGCUAUUGGGAAGCCCAAUGCUAUACUGAGUUUGUCGGGUCAUUCGAGUGGAAUUGAUUCAGUUAGCUUUGAUUCUUCGGAGGUUUUGGUAGCCGCUGGAGCAGCUAGUGGUACCAUUAAGCUUUGGGAUUUAGAGGAGGCUAAGAUUAUUCGCACUCUCACCGGUCACCGAUCAAAUUGCAUAUCUUUGGACUUUCAUCCCUUUGGGGAGUUCUUUGCAUCUGGGUCUCUGGACACAAAUCUGAAAAUAUGGGAUAUCCGAAGGAAAGGUUGUAUACACACUUACAAAGGUCAUACUCGAGGUGUUAAUGCAAUCAGGUUUACUCCUGAUGGGCGAUGGGUUGUAUCUGGCGGGGAGGACAACACUGUGAAGCUAUGGGAUUUAACUGCGGGCAAGCUUUUGCAUGAUUUCAAAUGUCAUGAAGGCCAAAUUCAAUGCAUUGAUUUCCAUCCUCAUGAGUUUUUGCUGGCAACAGGUUCAGCUGACAGAACUGUUAAAUUCUGGGAUCUUGAAACUUUUGAGCUAAUUGGUUCAACUGGACCCGAGUCAACAGGAGUGCGUUGUAUGACCUUUAAUCCUGAUGGAAGAACCCUGCUUUGUGGCCUGCAUGAGAAUUUGAAAGUUUUCUCAUGGGAACCAAUCAGAAGUCAUGAUACUGUAGAUGUGGGGUGGUCUAAAUUAUCGGACAUGAAUGUUCAUGAAGGAAAGCUUCUUGGAUGUUCUUACAAUCAAAGUUGUGUUGGAGUUUGGGUUGUAGACAUUUCGCGCAUUGAACCAUAUGCAAUGGGCAGUACUGCUCGAUUAAAUGGUGACUCGGAUUCAAAAUCUAAUUCUGGUGGUUCAACUGUAUUAACAGAAGAUAAUGUAAAGGCCAAUUUGGGUAGGCUUUCCAUUUCACAUAAUUCUGAUUCUGUGAAAGAAACAAGAUCAUUCACGAGGCUCUCUGUCCAGCAGAAUUCAGAUCUUAAUAAGGAUUCUAAAUCAGUUUCAUCUACUGCCAGUACUCCGUGCACUCCUCAAAGGUCAAAUUUCAGUGGUGUUCCAAAAGCAACUCAAAUUAAUUCAGCAGCAGUUGCCAAUGCAACAAACCCAAAGCGACAAGCUGCAAAAGUCCAACCAACAGCGAGUAUAUCUGUAUUCAACAGAUCUGAUGUAAUUCCAGUUGUUGUGCCUAGAAAUAGUCAAAGGCUAGAGCAGGCUUCUGAAUCCAGGAAAGAAGAUGCUCCAGUAAAAACAGUACCUCUAUCUUACCAGUCAAAAACAUCUGAGCUGCGUAAAUUUGUGAAUGCCAGAGAUGAUUUGGAGAGGCCGGUUGUUUCUGCUCAAUCUGAUAAUGAGCUCCCGAAGGCUACUGAUUUCAGUGUACCAGAUAGGAUUAUUGGUACUUCAGUUAAGAGCUCAGUUAGUGGAGUUGCCGCAGCUGAGAGAAAAUCCAAAGAUGAUAAACCUAUGAUUUCGAGAAAAGUUGAUACAAAUGCAACUAUUGACGCCCUAGCCAGAUACCAGCGUGAGAGUUAUGAACUUCGAGGGAAUACCAUGAAUAUGGAUACAUCUCAUGUAGAAGGUCAAAAAGGAGGUACAGCUACACUAUCUAGCCGAACCCAUUCAAUGGUCUCAAACUUUGAGCAUAAAGGAAGAAAUUCUUACCGUCCUGGUCUUGCUUCAAGCAAUGUCUCUGGGAAAUUAACUGCUAGAAGCUAUCCGUUAAGUGAUGAAAAUGAGUCAGUCUCUGCUAGUGAUGAGGAUACUAUUGCUGACUUGAUGGAACUGCAUGAUCAAUUUGUCAGCUCAAUGAAGUCUCGUUUAAACAAACUACAGGUGGUCCUCAAUUACUGGCAAAGACAUGAUAUAAAGGGGGCCGUUAGUGCAAUCAGCAAAAUGGGAGAUCAUAGUGUGGCUGCUGAUGUAAUGAGCCUUUUGGCAGAAAGAAUUGACAUGGUCACCUUAGAUAUUUGUUCUUGUCUUUUGCCACUCCUCUCAGGACUUAUUGAAAGUGAUAUGGAUAGGCAUCAAGAUAUUGCACUUGAAGUGCUACUAAAACUGGUCAGACUGUUUGGCUCUGUGAUCUACUCUUCAUUAUCGGCGCCAUCAUCUGUUGGUGUAGAUAUUGAGGCAGAGCAAAGGCUGGAGCGUUGCAACCUUUGCUACGUGGAGCUUGAGAAAGUGAAAGGCUGCCUGCCCGUCCUCUCGAGAAGAGGUGGGUCUAUUGCCAAGUCUGCACAUGAGCUGAAUCUGGCACUUCAGGAAGUUUCAUGAGUAACUGAUAUUCCGCUAUACUAUGUGCACUAUACACUGGAAGGUCACUGUGGUAUUGCUAAGGACUGCAAAUUUGGAAUUUGAAGUGCUUACAAUUGUUAUGCUCCAAGGUGCUGGUCAACUGUGUAAAUGCUUGCUCAGUGAAAUUACUGACCGAUUCUUUGUCUUAACUUAAACUUAGCCAGCGGACAGCCUGCCUACUGCCACCCAAGAGAUACUGGCACAAGCCUGGUCGGUGGAUGCUGAUCC